Trichogramma pretiosum is the source of this 937-nucleotide messenger RNA. Its product is annotated as trypsin-5-like. The coding region runs from base 1 to 822 and encodes 273 amino acids. The transcript is spliced from 5 exons. Lineage: Eukaryota; Metazoa; Arthropoda; Insecta; Hymenoptera; Trichogrammatidae. Gene Ontology annotation, molecular function: serine-type endopeptidase activity. The record is from RefSeq and is a predicted model, not a curated record. Gene Ontology annotation, biological process: proteolysis.
AUGUGUCGUGCUAUAUUUGCGUUUGCGAUUUUGGUAUUAAUUUAUGUCUGCGAUGCGAGUAAAUUAAGGAUAAUAAAUGGGGAUUUUGUGAAUUCCAUUGAAGACUAUCCCUUCCAAGCAUCUUUUAGAUACAACUCGAAACACAUUUGUGGGGGAUCCGUCAUAAGCAAACGUUAUAUUUUGACCGCAGCCCAUUGUAUACGUUUUUAUGAUGGCACUCGAAGACCAGAAAAGUUAAGCUCGGUGCGAGUAGGAUCACUUUCUCAGUUAUCUGGUGGUAAAGUUUACAAAGUUGAAGAGUUUAAAAUCAAUCCUUUAUGGAUGAAAUUGACAUCAAGAAUUCCUGCUUACGGAGAUAUGGCAUUGAUCAAAUUAAAAAAAGACAUAGUAUUUAGUAAAAAGGUUCAACCAAUUAAAUUACCUACUGGGAAAAAUUACUCGCUUCCAGACGGAUCUACCGUUACCCUCUUGGGUUGGGGUAUCACAGAAGACGGUGAGGAAUCAGACUUUUUACGAUCUACAAAAAUGCAAGUUCACAAUGUUCAAGAAUGUAUGAAGGAAUAUAGAGAAUUUCUGAGUGGAUCUAAGGACGAGAAAGUUAGGGAAACGCGCUUCCCUCACAUCAGAACGAUCUGCUUGGAAGGCGAGGGCGAUUUUUGUCAUGCCGACUCUGGAGGACCAGUGGUUGAUGAAAAUAAUGUCCAAGUUGGCAUCAUUAGUUUUAAUAUAAAUUGUGGCUCUAGAUCACCGGUACCGAGCGCUGCCACGGAUGUAAGAAAAUGGUUAUGGUGGAUAAAUCAAGAAUUAUCAAAAAAAAUCUAAUGUCAAGUAAUAACUAUAGAGCUUAAUAUUUAUCUUUAUCGAGGCGCAUGUACUCGCGUAAUCUUGAGACUACAAUGUCUACUACAGAAACUGCCUCUACCGCAUUUUUCACUAA